AUGAGUGUGAGCCCCGACAGAAUCUCUUCUUAUCGCCGCCACUUUGAUGAGUUCACUAGCAGCUCCGUGGUCAGGCUGAGGGUGAGUAGCCCAUCCCCUCCCAGACACCGGAGGUCAGCCAGCUACUGCCGGGAGACAUGUGAAGUACACACAGGGGGCAGGAGGACCGCCUCGGCCACACGCAGGCCACGCAGUAUGGUAGGUCCCGGGUUGGGGGCUCUGAUGGUACCAGUAGCGGAUCUGGAUGCAGCCAGCGCAGCAAAUCAAGAGUUUCUGAGCACCAGGAACAAUGAGAAGCGGGAAAUGAUUGUUCUGAAUGACAGGCUGACUAAGUACAUCGAAAGGGUGCGUGACUUGGAGCAGCAGAACGCCAUUGUGCAGGUUGAGCUGGAUGCGCUCCGCAGUCGCGGCAACCGACCCUCAGCUCUCAAGGCCCUAUAUGAAGAGCAACUGCGGGACCUACGGAGAGAGGCGGAACAGGCCAGGAUUCAAAGGGAUGUAGCAGUGGCUGCCAAGUCAUCAGUGUCUGAGGAACUCAGCACCGUAAGGAAGCGCUACGAAGAUGCAGUCGAGGGGAGGAAAAAGGCUGAAGGGGACAUUGAAGCAUUCCGUCCUGAUGUGGAUGCUGCCACUGCGGGACGCCUAUCACUGGAAAAGCAACUGGCAACAUUGGAAGCAGAGAUCGCCUUUUUACAGAGAGUUCAUGGCGAGGAAAUUGAGGAAUUGAUGAAGCAGAUCUACAAUAUGUCCGCCUCCUGUGAUCUCGCAUUCUCCAUCCCAGACUUUGCUGCUGCUCUGAGGGACAUUCAGACAGAAUAUGAAGAAAUUGCAGCCAAGAACCUGCAGGAGAUGGACGAGUGGUAUAAAAGCAAAUUUGUUGACUUCAAUCAGACUUCUACAAAGCAUGCGGAAAACGUGAGACAUUACCGAGGAGACAUGGCAAACUGCAAGAGAAGCAUUAAAGGCAAGGAAAUGGAAUAUGAAUCCCUGAAGAACAAAAAUGCAGCAUUGGAAGCCCAAGUGAAAGAGACUCAAGAGAAAUACCAACUUGAGAUAGAGGGUCUACAGGAGCAAAUCAGAAAAUUAGAAGAUGAUUUGAGAUCAUUAAAAGAAAAAAUUGCCUUGCACUUACGGGAAUAUCAAGAUCUACUGAGUGUAAAGAUGGCCCUGGAUAUUGAGAUUGCCACAUACAGGAAACUAAUUGAAGGGGAAGACAGCAGACUUACCACUUCAGUAAGUGGGGUUCUCCUUCAGAGUAAAGCAUCUCAGGGCUCACACGUGAUCUCUAGUGGAUGUGUGUCUCAUACUUUGGAGCAGAAUGAGAGGACAACUGUUCUAAUAAAUUAAGACAGAUGAAGAAGUGUCUAUGAAGAGUCAGAAUAGUGACGUGUUACAUUAUGGCUAAUAAGGAUGGACUGCAAGCAGAGUCCAGAGGAGGCUGAAUACGAGACUUCCUGAUAUCUUCUUCUGUGUUCUUUUGAUCCAGCUGCUUGUAUUGCCAAUCUUAUUA
Molecule: messenger RNA, 1510 nt
Organism: Pseudophryne corroboree (corroboree frog)
Lineage: Eukaryota; Metazoa; Chordata; Amphibia; Anura; Myobatrachidae
Product: glial fibrillary acidic protein-like
Exons: 11
Coding region: 1-1347 (448 amino acids)
Biological process (GO): intermediate filament organization
Cellular component (GO): cytoplasm; intermediate filament
Molecular function (GO): structural constituent of cytoskeleton
Source: RefSeq, a predicted model, not a curated record